UUCCAACCGCGCGCGCGACAAGCGCGCAGAAGUCCGAACGUCCCUCUCACGUCACCAUCGGUGACGACUGCAUCUCACUGCGCGCCUCAGCGAGGAGACUCGGAUGUUCGGCGAGAGGUGGAUCCAGAACGGCGCCGAGGCCGGCACGUCCGAGACGGCGCGCGAGCCCUCCGAGCGCCGCAACGUCAGAUACCUGCAGACGCAUAAGUUUGUUGGCAUCACCCGCCGGAUGGAAGGGGAUAAGCGCUCGUGCGCGCUGCGUCCGUGGAGGGCGCAGGUGAACCACGCGGGAAAGGCGUACAGGGCACCGGGCUCUUUCUCCACCGCCGAGGACGCCGCGCGCGCCUACGACGAGCUCGUCCGCACGCUCGGCCUGACGGGCUCCAAGCGGGUAAACUUCCCGCAGAGCGACGGCGAGCGCGCGUACGUGCGAUCCGACAGGAAGAGCGGGGGGAAGAGGGCGAGCGCGAAGAAGGUCGAGGAGGAUCCCAUCGUCGCGCCCCAGGCGACGUUCUUAG
Molecule: messenger RNA, 518 nt
Organism: Micromonas commoda
Lineage: Eukaryota; Viridiplantae; Chlorophyta; Mamiellophyceae; Mamiellales; Mamiellaceae
Exons: 2
Biological process (GO): regulation of DNA-templated transcription
Molecular function (GO): DNA-binding transcription factor activity
Source: RefSeq, a predicted model, not a curated record